UGUCAUUACGCUGCAAAUGUAGUACUACAACCAUCUUCGCAACUGUAACACUAAAUAAAAUUUUGAUGAUCUCUUAAGUUAUCCAGAGAAUACUCAAAAGAUAUAUCGAAUAAACAAAUACAGUAAACAUACAUUUCAAGUCUUGUUUUUAUCAACAAUAUAAGAAUUUACGAUUAUUGCGCAUUGCUUUUUUUUGCACAUCAACAACAUGGCGGGAGAAUUCUUAUUUUAAGUUUGUUGAGAUCAACAUACCAAGAUAUUUCACACAAGACAGUCAGGUUGCUGCUAAAAGAAACAUACCAUUUUGAUAGUACUUUCUGAUUUUUUUUUGCUGUCCACCAUGGCCAGCAAUGGUUGUUGCUAUUUGGAUGGUUGCAGUGAUGCAGCUAAUGAAGAAUUUAACUCUAAUAGUGAUGGAUUAAAUGUUUCUCUGUCCCCUGUUGCUUCUUCAACUAACAUGUCUUCGGAUGGAACAACAGUUAGUGUUACUAAGCAACUGUGUAAUGGAGAAACAAGUUUAGAUAAAAAGAUUCACGAUACUGAUGGUGAUAUGGAUAUGGAAUAUCAUUUUAAGGCUAUUAACAACAACUAUACCAACAGCAUUGGUAACAAUACCCCAGUCUCUAGUGCAGUAAUUACUCCAAGCACAUCUGAUACAGAUACCAUUACAAAUAGCAGUAUGAGUAGUGGCAACAGCAGUCCUGUCAACUUCAAGUCAAGUGAUAACAGCAACAACAAGAAUUCUAACAAUAAAAGGAAACUGAUGUUUUCUGUUGGUCAAGAUGUUCUUGCCAGAUGGAAUGAUGGUCUUUUCUAUUUAGGCAAUAUCUUAAAGGUAGAUGACAAAGCUUGUAAAUGUUUUAUCCGUUUUGAAGAUGAUUCUGAAUUUUUGGUUAUGUUUAAAGAUAUUCAAAGAGGAGCUAAAGAAGGAGAAAUAAUGUGUUGUUCAUGUCUUGGUGAAUCUUCAGAUGCUCCAGAUGAAAUAGUUCUCUGUGAUAAUUGUGGAUUAGGGUACCAUCAACUUUGCCACAACCCUGCCAUUGAUACUCAGGUCUUAAAUCCUGAAGUGGAAUGGCUUUGCCGUUUGUGUGUCUUUGCUACAACAGUAAAACGUGGAGGUGCUUUAAAGAGUGGACCUAACGCACAGGCUCUGCAAAUGAUGAAACAAUCUCUACCGUAUAAUCUGAAUGAGUUAACAUGGGAUGCUCAGCAUAAAACCAAUCUUGAACAGAGUUAUUGCUACUGUGGUGGUCCAGGCAUUUGGUAUAUUAAGAUGCUUCAGUGUUGUCGCUGCCGAAUGUGGUUUCAUGAAGCUUGUAUCCAGUGUCUCGAUCAGCCUUUGUUGUAUGGUGAUAGAUUCUAUAUGUUUGUAUGCUCCUUCUGCAAUUCUGGACCAGAAUAUCUGAAACGUAUUCCAUUAAAAUGGAUUGAUGUUGCUCAAUUGGCCUUGUUCAAUUUGUAUAUCGUUCACCAGAAAAAAUACUAUGAUUUAGAUAAAGUAAUAAUGCCUUGGGUCUAUAUGAAUUGGCAGAACCUGCAACUGGACUCGCUGGGAACACAUCUACGAAGUGCAGAGAAAGAAAAAAUGCUGGAAACUUUAAGGAGUCAUAAGAAAAGAUUUCAAUGUGGCCGUGAAAUAAAGAAAAGCCGAAGCUUGUGGGCAUUACGUCUACGUCUACCUCCAACUCCACCAGCUAUUGAUUUUCCAAUUAAUGGCCAAAUUACUGAUGAUGUGAUGAACAAUCUACAAAUGAAAAGGCGAAAAACAAAAAUCAAUGCAUCCAAGUCUCAAAAUUCCAUCAUCAGUUCUUCUACAGACUCUGUAAGGAUAGAUAAAUCACCUGUUUAUAACAGCUCUCUUAGGUCCACUGGCCUGAACAAUUUUGAGAGAGCUUCAAGGGCUGUGAUGAAGAGUAGUGAACUUCCAGCUGACAUCUGUCACUCACCUCUCCAGUUAAAGAGAAAGACUAGUUCAGAUUUAGACGAGUUACUUCUCAAAAGAAAAAAGACUGUUGUGAAUGGAAAUAAAGAAAGCUAUCGCAGAAGAAAUAAUAUAAAACGUUGUACAUUGGAUACUAUUAUACCACCGCUUUCCAAUUUUGAAGGAAUUAAUCACCCUUUUAGAACUGAUUUAGAGCAAAAGAUGGAAAAAGAAAAACUAAAAUUGAAAGAAAAAAUUUUGAACUUUUACCAAAGUGAUUUUGACCAAGAAAAGAUUGAGGAAUUAACCAAAGACCUAGAAGCGUUUAGUCAACAGAAACAACCAUUGAAACAAAAAGGAAGAAGAAAAGUGAACAACUUAAAAUGUAAACCAUCUCCACCAGCCUCCUCACGAAACCGAGGUAAUUCAGUCUACACAGCCAAUGAUGAUAGCCUUUCAAAGAACAACCUCAAGCAGAUGUCCUCUUCAGUCAGUGAUUAUAUCAGUGUAGUGAAUAAAUUUGCCAAAAAAGAAACAUUUCAUGUGUUGGCACGCCGUUUUAUUCAGCAGGGCCAAGUCCAGUAUCUAAUUCAGUGGGAUGGUGUGCUUUCCUGAAAAGUUUGCUUUUCUAAUUUGUCUAUGAGAACUCUGUAAAUGCAUUUAAGGAAAAUUCAACUAUAUUGGCUCUUGUUAUGUAAUGCUAUUUUACUCAUCACCCAACAUGUAAACAUUGUGACACUUUAUGGUUUGAUUUGCUCAACUCAUAAAAAUUAGUUUUUUUUUUUUUUUUUUUACAUUGCCAAUAUGAACUCUCCCAAAGAGUAAUCUGUUUUAGUUACAACAAUAAGAAAGCCUCUAUAUGGUCGCUCAACCUGUAAGAAAUAGCCAAAUCUCCCUUAAAUUACAGCCUACUAUCUUGCAAAGAAAAAAAUGAGGACACAUUGGAUAAUAUAGUCUUAUUUUUGCUAUAUCCAGAAAACAAAAUGGGUGGUCACAGUUGGAAUGCCAUUGACUGUAGGUUUGCUUAAAGAAAGCUGAUGUGGGGCUCAACAACAUCUAUCCAUGUGGAAAAAAAUGGAGCUAUAUAAAUGUUUACUGACGUUUAAAAAUGUUCUUAUAUUGAACUGAUUAUUUGCUAUCAUCACUGCUAAUUAUGUCAUGGGACUACGUUUUUCUUUUUCCAACAUCUAAUGUUAAAAUCUAAUUGUUAUUUUUAAUAUUCUUGUUCUUUUUAAAUGACUGGUGGUUUAUUUUUUUAUAUGCAUUUAUGAAUCAGAGUUUUAAAAAUAUAAAUAUACAAUUCUACUGUCAUUUAAAAUGGUUGACCAUCAAAUUCAGUAUAUUUUAUUAAUAAUGUUUCAAGAAAUAAACAAAAAAUUAUUACCCAUGUGAAUAUAUAUAUGUGUAUGUGUGUGUGUAUGUAUCUAUGUAUGUAUUUGUACACAUACACACAUCAACAUAAAGGAAUUUGUGGUUUUUCUUUUCCUAUUUGAAAAUAUUAGCUCCAAAUAAUUAAGGUAUAUCUUUGUAUAUACUUUUGAAAACCUAUUAUUGAUGUUAAUAUUUUCCCCUCCUUGUUGCAAUGAAGUGGAAAUAUCAGUAGAACCAAAAAAGAUUGUAAACUGACAGGAUGGUUUCAGUCAAACCACUGUCCUUGCAUCUUUAGAGAUAACAAAAAGUAAACUUUUAUUAGAGUCAGAGUACUUAAAAUGGAACUUUUUUUUUUUAAUGAAAAUGAAUAUGGAUGUUAUUACUGGAGUAUUAUCUUGUAUGGUGCUCCUGCAACAUGAACCUUAAGGACCACAUACCACUCCCUGUGGUCUCCUCACUCUGCCUUUUCUAACAUUGUUACAAUGGUUUCUGCUUCCUCUGAGCCGCUUGGUUAUGUGUUACUUGCAUCCAGCCCCCACUUGUCAAUCAUAUUGUCUGCUUGCCUACAUUUGACCAGCAUUUGAGCCAUGACCAUCCUAUCUUUUCUGGAAUAUUACAUAGUGUUUAUCCUAUACAUUUAACCAUUUAAAUCACCUAGAAUGCUUGCUGCCAGUCCCACUAUUUUCUUUAUCAGUAUCAAUCAGAGAACGUUAAAUACAACCAACAAUCACAGUAACAUAAAUGUAUUACAAGCACAAGACAAAAAUAUUACAAUUCAUGUACAACAUUCACUAUUAAACACACAGAAAACAGUAAAGAAAUCAACAAUGCACAAAUAUAGAGUAAUCACAGGCACCACAUUUAGUCAACAGAACCAACAAAAGUGUUCAAACAAUAUAUUAGAUCUGUCAUGGAUUAUACCAGUCCUGCCUGGGUUUCCAAUCUCUUUACAAUAAACACAAAAGCAAUACAUUAUCUCUCAUAACAUGUACACAGACUAGCUACACAACAAUGAAAUAAAAUUAAAGCUCACUUAAAUGUUGACAGGAACAGUUUUUACUGCAAUAAGCUUCAACUCCUAAAUUACAUG
Molecule: messenger RNA, 4382 nt
Organism: Octopus sinensis (East Asian common octopus)
Lineage: Eukaryota; Metazoa; Mollusca; Cephalopoda; Octopoda; Octopodidae
Product: metal-response element-binding transcription factor 2
Exons: 17
Coding region: 341-2536 (731 amino acids)
Biological process (GO): chromatin organization; regulation of DNA-templated transcription
Cellular component (GO): nucleus
Molecular function (GO): DNA binding; chromatin binding
Source: RefSeq, a predicted model, not a curated record